Molecule: messenger RNA, 5272 nt
Organism: Carlito syrichta (Philippine tarsier)
Lineage: Eukaryota; Metazoa; Chordata; Mammalia; Primates; Tarsiidae
Gene: GEMIN5
Product: gem nuclear organelle associated protein 5
Exons: 28
Coding region: 78-4625 (1515 amino acids)
Molecular function (GO): protein binding
Source: RefSeq, a predicted model, not a curated record
GCCCCCUUCCCGGCCAAGGCGUGAAGCUGCGAGCGGUUCCCUGCGUCUGCUUCUCUCAGCCCCGGCGGCCUGCGGUCAUGGGGCAGGAGCCACGGACGCUGCCGCCCUCCCCCAACUGGUACUGCGCCCGCUGCAGCGACGCGGUGCCGGGGGGCCUGUUCGGUUUCGCUGCGCGGACCUCCGUCUUCCUCGUCCGCGUGGGCCCGGGCGCGGGCGUCAGCCCCGGGACGCCCCCGUUUCGAGUCAUAGGAGAGUUGGUGGGACACACGGAAAGGGUCUCUGGCUUCACAUUUUCUCAUCACCCUGGUCAGUACCACCUCUGUGCCACCAGCUCUGACGAUGGGACUGUGAAAAUCUGGGAUGUGGAGACAAAGGCAGUUGUGGCGGAACAUGCGCUCCAUCAGCAUACAAUAUCAGCAUUGCAUUGGUCUCCUCGAGUAAAGGACUUAAUAGUAUCUGGUGAUGAAAAAGGAGUAGUUUUCUGUUACUGGCUUAAUAGAAGUGACAGCCAGCACCUCUUUAUUGAACCCAGGACAAUUUUCUGUCUUACUUGUUCACCUCAUCAUGAAGAUUUAGUAGCUAUUGGCUACAAGGAUGGCAUAGUGGUUAUAAUUGACAUCAGUAAGAAAGGAGAAGUUAUUCACAGGCUUCGCGGCCAUGAUGAUGAAAUCCACUCCAUAGCCUGGUGUCCCCUGCCUGGUGAAGAUUGUUUAUCCAUAAAUCAAGAGGAAAACUCAGAAGAACCUGAAAUUCCCAAUGGGAAAAUUAUAGCACAAACUCUAGUAACAAAAGGCUGCUACUUAGCCACUGGAAGCAAAGAUCAAACCAUUCGAAUCUGGAGCUGCUCUAGAGGCCGAGGAGUGAUGAUUUUAAAAUUGCCCUUUCUGAAGAGAAGAGGAGUGGGUAUAGACCCCACUGUUAAAGAGCGCCUUUGGUUGACACUUCAUUGGCCUAGUAAUCAGGCAACCCAGCUGGUAUCCAGCUCUUUUGGAGGCGAACUUCUACUGUGGGACCUCACCCAGUCUUGGAGACGGAAAUACACUCUCUUCAGCGCUUCAUCAGAAGGGCAGAAUCAUUCAAGAAUUGUGUUUAAUUUAUGUCCUUUGCAAACUGAGGAUGACAAACAGUUGCUACUUUCCACAUCAAUGGAUAGAGAUGUAAAGUGCUGGGACGUGGCCACCCUGGAGUGCUGCUGGACCCUGCCUUCCCUUGGUGGAUUUGCCUACAGCUUGGCUUUUUCUCCCGUGGACACAGGCUGUUUGGCCAUAGGCGUUGGGGAUGGCAUGAUCCGUGUAUGGAACACACUCUCCAUAAAGAACAAUUAUGAUGUGAAAAAUUUCUGGCAGGGUGUCAAGUCCAAGGUUACAGCGCUGUGCUGGCACCCAGCCAAGGAAGGUUGCUUAGCUUUUGGAACUGAUGAUGGAAAAGUGGGCCUGUAUGACACCUACUCCAACAAGCCUCCACAGAUUUCUAGCACAUAUCAUAAGAAGACUGUAUACACUUUAACCUGGGGACCACCACUACCCCCCAUGUCAUUUGGAGGAGAAGGAGACAGACCUUCCCUUACUUUAUACAGCUGUGGAGGCGAAGGCAUUGUCUUUCAGCAUAACCCCUGGAAGCUUAGUGGAGAAGCCUUUGACAUCAACAAACUCAUCCGAGACACCAACUCAAUCAAAUACAAAUUGCCUGUACACACAGAAAUCAGCUGGAAAGCAGAUGGCAAAAUCAUGGCUCUUGGCAAUGAAGAUGGAUCAAUAGAAAUAUUUCAGGUUCCCAAUUUGAAACUGAUCUGCACUAUCCAGCAACAUCACAAGCUUGUGAAUACCAUUAGCUGGCAUCAUGAGCAUGGCAGCCAGCCAGAACUGAGCUAUCUGAUGGCUUCUGGCUCCAACAAUGCAGUCAUUUAUGUGCACAACCUGAAGACUGUCAUAGAGAGCAGUCCUGAGUCUCCAGUGACUAUUACAGAGCCCUACCGGACCCUCUCAGGGCACACAGCCAAGAUUACCAGUCUGGCAUGGAGCCCACACCAUGACGGAAGGCUGGUCUCUGCUUCCUAUGACGGGACAGCCCAGGUGUGGGAUACUCUCCAGGAAGAGCCCCAGUGUAACUUCCGAGGGCAUCGAGGACGACUCCUUUGUGUAGCGUGGUCACCUUUGGAUCCAGACUGCAUCUACUCAGGGGCAGAUGACUUCUGUGUGUACAAAUGGCUCACUUCCAUGCAGGAUCAUUCUCGUCCUCCUCAAGGCAAAAAAAGUAUUGAAUUAGAGAAGAAACGGCUCUCUCAACCAAAGCCGAAGCCCAAAAAGAAAAAAAAGCCCCCAUCAAGAGUUUCUGUAGAGCUGGAGUCAAUCGACGGGAAUGAAGAAGAGGCCAUAAAGGAGAGCUCAAGGCCUGUGGAGAAUGGCCUGUCAGUGUCAGACCGAGAGGGCGAGGAGGGAGCACGGGAGCCAGAGUCAUCCUGCAGCCUCGCUCCAGUGGUUCCCAGAGAACCAGUCAUCUGCACUCCAGUUUCCUCAGGGCUUGAGAAAUCAAAAAUCACCAUUAAUAACAAAGUCACAUCACUGAAAAAGGAGCCACCUAAAGAGAAGCUAGAAGCCUUAAUCAAGAAGAGGAAAGCUCGGUCCACACUCCCCUUGAGCACCAGCCUGGACCACAGGCCCAAAGAGGAACUUCAUCAGGACUGUCUGGUACUAGCAGCUGCAAAACAUGCCAAAGAGUUGAAUGAGGAUGUGUCUGCUGAUCUUGAGGAACGAUUUCACCUAGGGCUUUUCACAGACAGAGCUGCCUUGUACAGAAUGAUGGAGAUUGAAGGAAAAGGCCACUUGGAAAAUGGCCACCCUGAGUUAUUUCACCAGCUCAUGCUUUGGAAAGGAGAUCUGAAAGGUGUUCUGCAGACUGCAGCAGAGAGAGGGGAGCUGACAGACAAUCUUGUGGCUAUGGCACCAGUGGCUGGCUACCAUGUGUGGCUGUGGGCCGUGGAAGCUUUUGCCAAACAGCUCUGUUUUCAAGAUCAGUAUGUCAAGGCUGCUUCUCAUCUACUUUCCAUCCACAAAGUGUAUGAAGCUGUGGAGCUGCUCAAGUCAAACCAUUUUUACAGGGAAGCUAUUGUGGUUGCCAAGGCCCGGCUGCGCCCCGAGGACCCCAUCUUAAAGGACCUGUACCUCAGCUGGGGAACCAUCCUGGAAAGAGACGGCCACUAUGCCGUGGCUGCCAAGUGCUAUUUAGGGGCCACUUCUGCAUAUGAUGCAGCCAAAGUUUUGGCCAAAAAGGGGGAUGCAGCAUCACUUCGAACAGCUGCAGAGUUGGCUGCAAUUGCAGGAGAGGAGGAGCUGUCUGCAUCUCUGGCUCUCAGAUGUGCCCAAGAGCUGCUUCUGGCCAGGAACUGGGUGGGAGCCCAGGAAGUCCUGCAGCUGCAUGAGAGUCUACAGGGGCAGAGACUGGUGUUUUGCCUUCUUGAGCUACUGUCCAGGCAUCUGGAGGAAAAGCAGCAUUCAGAGAGCAGAAGCUCGUCCUCUUACCAUGCAUGGAGCGCAGGCACCCAAGGGCCCUUUGUGGAGAGGGUGACUGCAGCGUGGAAGAGCGUCUUCAGCCUUGACAGCCCCGAGCAGUCCCGGCCAGCCCUUCAGAAGUUGCAGAGCAUCGAAUACCCAUCUGCUACCAGUAACACUCCAUCCAGACAGCUCCUGCUGCACAUCUGCCACGACUUGACCUUGGCAGUACUGAGCCAGCAUGUGGGCUCCUGGGACGUGGCUGUGCAGGCGCUGCUUCGGGCUGUGGUGAGGAGCCACGACUCAGGGAAUUUUGCCAUCAUGCAGGAAGUGUGCUCCGCCCUUCUCCCUGACGGCUGUGACCACCUGAGAGACAGACUGGGUGACCGUCAGUCCCCUGCCACAGCAGCUUUCAAAAGUUUGGAGGCCUUCUUUCUUUAUGGGCGACUAUAUGAAUUCUGGUGGUCUCUCUCCAGGCCCUGCCCCAAAUCUUCCAGUGUUGGGAUGAGGCCUGGUCACAGAAGAACACCCUCUGCUGAGCGAAGCCAGCAGUUGGGCAGUGCCAGCACAGAGGACGCUGGGUCCACUGAGCCCAUGACUGCUUCUCAGCCAGAGCCAAGCUCGCCUCCAGGGCAGGACCCGAGACACCCGGGGGAACACGGACCUAUGCUUGGGGCUUGUCAGAAGCUCCUUUCAGAGAAGCACGCCGGCCUCCAGCACUCGCGGAGGACUGUCACUGAGGUCCAGGAGACCUUGGCGGAGAUGAUCCUCCAGCACCAGCAGAGUCAGCUCUGUUCCUCCACAGCGAACGGUGCCAGUGAGAGCGGUCCUGAGCAGGAAGCAGAGCGGCCCCUCUCUGGUCCUCGGAACCAGUGUAAAGAAGAAAAAGAUGAGCCAGUUUCUCUGCCUGAAUUGACCAAAAGGCUUACAGAGGCAAAUCAGAAAAUAGCUAUGUUUCCUGAGAGUAUUAAGGCCUGGCCCUUCCCAGAUGUGCUGGAGUGCUGCCUCGUCCUGCUUCACGUCGCAGCCCAGUGUCCUGGCUGUGUGACCCCAGAGGUGCAGCGGCAGGCCCAGGAGCUCCUUCAGAAAUACGGCAACACUAAAGCUUACAGAAGACACCGCCAGGUCUGCACGUGAGUGCAUGCGGGCCUUGAAGAAACUACCAAGUUCAGAGCACCGGCCGCCUUUCACCUCUGCAGCUGCACCUCAAGACACUCAACCUGUCCCUAGAUGUGUCUGCAGCAAUCCAGAGUCACGCAAGUGAGGGUGGCAUUUGAGUCAGCUCCAUGGGCCCUUGGACAGCAUGGUGUCCACCGGAGGAAAGAUCUUGAAAAGCUGGCAGUCGCUGUUGGCUCACACCUGCAGGGUGAUGGCCGGACAUCCCCAAAGCCUUAUGUGGGUUUUACCCAAAGAGGAGAAGCUUUUGUCAUCACUCAAAGUGCAGUGUUCUUACACACAAGCUACCUUUAUGAACACCUCAGCCAACAUGACAUGCAUUGUUGUCUGAGGUGAGGUUGCUGCAUUUUAUGACAACAGUUUUUUUAAUUGUUCUGUUAACCCAGGCUGUCCCGCUCUACUCGUCCCAAGACUGAAGUCUGAAUGGGAAACAGGCUUCAGCCAUCAUGUGGACCCUUCAUCCUGUCAACUUCAGGUUGGAAAUGUGGCUGCUUUGGACAGAUCUCUUACUAAAGCUUUAGAGGAACAAAAAACUGAUUCACAUGUGUGUUUUCCCUCUGUUUUAUAAGAAAUGAUUGAUGGCAAUUAAAUAGCUCAGGAUGAAAUUA